UUCUCUUCGUGCCAGACUUGAUCGUGCUGCCAGCUGUGCGAAUUGCUGUUGUAAUAUCCAGUGGAGGCCAGGCUGGAUACUUCUUGCUGUGCUGGGAACCCAUCAGGGAACUUUGAUGGAAUCACCACAGACUUUUACCUGCCCUUUUUUCCAGAUUUCCCAGGCUUUUGCUUCUUCAAAUGCGAUGACUCAGCAGCUACAGGAUGAAUUUGACAGUAGCGUGGAGAAUGCAGAAGCUUGGAUGAAGGCCAUCCAAGAGAGACUGAGGAUCAAUGACAACACCAAAGGACCUCGAUCUGCCCUAGAAGCCAGACUGAGAGAAACUGAGAAAAUACGUGCACUGGAACCAGAAGGCAGCUUGAAAAUGGACUUGAUUCUUGUGAAGGCUGAUGCUGCUCUUCGCAACAUCAGUGAGGAUAAGAAGCACGAGGUACUAUCUAAACUGAAAAACAUUAAAGCCUUGUGGGAAGAGACAGCCAUAUACAUUACUCAUUGUCACAGCCGUAUUGAGUGGGUCUGGCUGCACUGGAGUGAGUACCUGAAAGCCCAAGAUGAGUUUUACUCAUGGAUUCACAACAUGAGGGUGACCUUGGAGCCUGACAUUGAGUUGCAGCUUGGCUUGAAGGAGAAGCAGUGGCAGCUGAGCCAUGCUCAGGUUCUGCUGAAUGAUGUCUUAAAUCAGUCAGUCCUGCUGGAAAGGCUGCUGGAGGAAGCUGCUUCCUUGUUCAGCAGGAUAGGUGACCCCAGUGUUGAUGAGGAUGCUCAGAAGAAAAUGCGAGUGGAAUAUGAAGGAAUCAGACAAGAAGCUCAGAACCGAGUGAAACUGCUUGAAACGAUAACCAAGGAACAUGAACAGUACAGUGCCAAUGUCAACCAAUUUCAAUCGUGGCUGAAUGGUGUGACAGAAAGAUUAAACUGCUGCAUUGGAGAAGCAACCAAGUCUUCAGCAGAGGACAAGUUAAAGGCACUGAAGGAAAUUGCAAAAAACAUUAGGAGUGGUGGAAAGAAAUGGAAGCACCUUGAAAAUCAGUGUGCAGAAGUGAUUGAGAAUACCUCUCCACUUGGAGCUGUGAGAUUGAAGGAUGAACUUGAAAAGCUAAGGAAAGCCUUGGAGAAGUUGAAACUGCUAAGUAGUGAGGAGGAGGAGAGAUUGCUCAAGAUCCAACAGUCAGAAAGUGCCUAUAAGUACCAAGCCAGACAAUUAGAAGCAGACAUCCAGGAGCUGAGAAAAGAUCUACAGAGACUAGAAAAUGACCUGAACCCUGGGGAAGGGGAAAAGACUGAAGAUGAGCUUGUAACUCUGUGGAGAAAAUGCAAUGCUACAAGAGCAGCUCUGGCUGCAGAAGAGUCGAAGGUUGAGAGGCUGAAGGCUCAGCUUAAGGAACUGCUACGGUUUUCCCAAGAUGUGCAGCCACACGCUGAGAGUGUUGUCUCUGCAAUACAGCAGUAUCAAAGUGUAAAAGGCAAGACUUCUAAAAUGAGCACUGAUACAGAAACCCACCUGAGAAGACUCUUCCAAAAUCCCCUGCAAAAUUUUGAACAGUGGAAGCCAUCGGUCCAGAUGCUCCUGGAGACUCCAGAGCCAGCACUGGCUCACAUUGAGGCUGCUCUAGCUGAAAGCUCCCAGUUCAAAGAGAAGUUCAUGACAUUACAGCUGAAGAAGGAUUUGCUAAACAAUGUCCUUGGUGAGGAAAAAGCAGAGUCUUUCCUUCAAGAAGUAGCUGAAGCUUCAAAGGAGAGAGAAAUUCUACACAAAAGUCUGCUGCAAAGCAAGAACAAACUCCAGAAUUUGAUAUUGCAACACAAGAACUUUGAUGCUGGUUUUGCACUCUUGCAGAAGAAAUUAUCUGCCAUCAAAGCCAAAUUAGAUCUAGAGAAGGAACCACGACCUGACCUCUUGGGUAAAAAGACACAGCUCCAGAGACUCCAGAUGAUCCAAGAUGACUUGGCAGAACUUGCCAUUCAAAUGGAAGAGGUAGAGAAGCUUGUUCAGUCAAAUACCACACACAGGCAUGAAAUGAACCAACUUUCGUCUGACUCUCAGGCCCUGAAAAGAUCACUGGAGAUGAUGAUACAGCAGAGUGAGGACCACGUUCAGAAGCACUGGGCAUAUAAUGACAAACUGUCAGACCUCCAGCAGUGGAUCACAGUAACCACGGAGAAGAUUGAUUCCUACCAGGAUGCUGAUGGAGAGCAGAACAUCGAGGGCAAGGUAGAAGACCUUGAGAGAUGGCUAGCUGAGUUUCCAGAUAAGGAGAUCCAGCUGCACCUUGUGGAAGCUCAUGGCCAGCUGGUCAUGGAGAAUUCUUCUCCAGAGGAAACUGCCCAUGUCCAGGCAGAGCUGGAUCAGCUGAAGGAGUCAUGGAAAUCACUUAAGGAGAUGGCAACUGGUCUUCUUAAAAAGUGGCAGUUAGAUAGACCAGUGGCUGAUAAGAAGAAAAGAGCACUUGUGGACAGCAGAUGGAUGUCUAGACCUGCCUUCCGGCUUUUAAAUGUAGAUCCUGACCAUAAGCAGGAGAAGAUGGGAGAAAGGCAAAACACAGGCAGCCACUUGAAGCUCCUACACGACUUUGAAGAGUGGCUACGAGGAGAAAACACUGAACUGACCAAAAUUCUUGCUGGGACUCCAUCUUCUACAGAGGAAAUUAAGGCACACGAGAGCAAACUUGAGGAGCUGCGAUCUCGUGUGCCUGAUGGUCAGCGUCAAUUUGAGGAUCUUCUUCAUCUUCAUUCUGUCGUUGGAAAUUCUGAAGAUCUGGAGGACCUGCGUUACCGAUGGAUGCUCUACAAAUCUCAACUGAAAGAGUCCAUGAGUUUGCCGAUUCCUGGAUCUCGGGAAGAACCAGACAGAUUCAGAAAGAAGCGCUCUGGAGGUGUGUGCUCAUACCUGCAUCGAGUGUGCUGGGCAGCACUACCAUUGCAACUCCUCCUCUUGCUCCUCCUGCUCCUGGCCUUCCUCCUGCCACUGGCAGAAGAGACCCACAGCUGCACACUGGCCAACAACUUUGCUCGGUCCUUCAAGCUGAUGCUGAGAUACGAGGGCCCACCCCCAACCUAACUUCUUGGCGUGACACGAGGUGACUGACAGAAAUACAGACUCUUUGUUUUUAACAAUUGCAACUAUCGUAGAUUUUAGGGCUUCUAACAAGGCCGUCAUAUCAGCUGGAUAGGUCACAUAGGUGCAACAUAAGAUUAGUCCAAUUUAAUAAGGUAUUUGAGCAAAAUUAAUAUUUUUACAAUAUUUUAUUAUAUUUAUAAUAUGUAUAUAGAGACUGUGUAUGUGUAUGUAUGUACAUAUAUGUAUAAAUGCAUAUCUGUGGUCAAACUAACACCCAUCAUCCAUUCAUCCACUGUUUUAAGGAUAUUCCUGCGAUGUUUCUGUUUCUGCCAUCUUUCAGCAAGCAAUACUGAAGGAUGGUUUUGUUGUGGGGUUUUAUGGGCAAUUUUUAAAAUUGGAUUCUUGUUAUUUACAACUGAAGUCAGAGCAAGUAUGGGAACAUGUGCAUGCAUCACAGCGCAAACUGGAGAGCAGGCACAGUAGAAUCAGGUUUGAAUUCAGUGGAUGACAUUCAGCCCAAGAAAGAUUUGGACUAUUCUAUUUGAAAUCUUGAGCUGCUUUUUCAGUAUCUGGAUACAGGGAGUUCAGAAGCUAAUGGAAAUAUCGCUACUGACUUCAGUUGGAGUGGGGGUGGACCUCCUCUUGUUUUAAUUUUUUUUCUUUUCCAAUUACUGUGUUCUCCAGCCCACCUGAAUCAGGAGAGGUAGAAUACAGUAGGAAGAAAGCUGAGAAAAAAGAAUAUAUUUUUUUAGCAUCUCUUUAGCAGGGGAACUUUUAAAAUCAGGUCAUCAUUUUCUGAACAAAUUUGUGAGCACUGAACAAAACCUCGUAUCAGCUAUCUUGCAUAUAAAAAGCAAUGGGUUUUUUUCUGUUGUUUGUGGGGUUUUGUGAUUUGGUUUGUUGAAGUUUUUUACUUUAUAAAGAGGCAUUUAAUAACGGAUCAUAAAGCCUGAACAGUGGGAUGCAGCCUGGCUCAAUGUUAGCAAAGCAAAAGUCAGAAGUACUUUAGUAAUACCACCCUGGAAACACGAUUCUUUCCUAGGAUGCUUUUAUAUGAAUGGUUUAUUGAAAUGAAGUAAACUGAUUGUAUCAAAGAGAGUCAAGUAUAAAUUUCCAUAUGGUCUAAACUCUAAAAUUAUGACAACUUGUCAUUUAUUUACAUAACCUUAUGCCUGAUUUAUCAAAUUUUUGAAUGUACCUUUUAAAAUGCCUUUUGAUGUAAAAGCAGUUCUUACUUUAUUAUGAUGAAGCCAUUCUUAGUGGUGUUUUAACUAGUUGAUUCCUGAAAGAAAAAGUAAUUUCUAAAAAUGUGUGCCAUUUUUGAGAACUAACCCUUAUUGUCUCAUGUUUUUAACCACAGUAGUAAUCAUGGAAAAAAAAAAUUUAACAGCCUCCUUGCUAUGUUACAGGAAGAACUUGUCUUCUGAGUAUCGGUAUGGGGUAUUCUGUGUUGUUUUCCAAGCAAGUUCCAAAAUAAUAUAAAAGCUGUUGUGCAGCUAAAUUAUGUAGUAGCUGAGAGACUGAAGGAGGAAGUCACUUAUUUAACAAAACCAUUAAAGUUUUACUAAAGAAGCAAACUUGGGUAAAAUAGGGAGCUGGAGCAGCAAGGAGCUCAUUAUAGGCACAGAAUGAGGGAGAACAGGCAAUGUGAAAGAGGAGCUGCUAAACAUAGAGAAGAGAGGUGUGCAACAAUUUAUAAAGCCUAAGAAAAGGAGUCACAAUUAACACAGAGGACAAAAAUAAAGGCUCUGUGGAGGAAAAAUCUCAGAAUCUUUUUUGGUUCCCUCUGCCUGCUACGGUAUUGAUACUGUUGCAUAUUAAACAGCUUUUCUUCGGUAGGAUUUAAAAUGGGGCAAGUAACAGGGACAUUACCAGUGUUCUGAGGAGACUCUUCCACCACCAGGACCCUGUCACUGUUCCUAAUAAUGCCUCUGACUACACUGGGUUUACUAAUGUUGGAUUAAAAUGCCAAAAUUCUGCUAAAAAUGUAAAGGAGAGUGGAAGUUAAAGGAGAUGGAGAAGGUAAUCAGUCAGAGCACAAGAACAGAAUGAGGAGGAGCUGAACUGAUGUGGAUUAAAACCUGACUGUCAGGAGAUAUCAGAAGAGCUCUCAGAGCAGGCAGAGGGGGGCUGGAAGCAGAAAGAUGAGGAGAGUGGAUGUCUGCUGAGCAAUAAGACAUUCACAUCGGGAAGUAAAGGAGGGCCUAUGAUUUCUUUCAUGAUGGAGCCAGGUGUAGAAGAGCUGUAAUUUGUCAGAGAAUGGGGCAAAUUAAUUCUUUCUUUGCAACUGUUCUUUCUGGUGGCAGAAGACAUACCUCUUCCUCUCCUCUGAUUAUCUGUGCAAGUGCCAUGAACCAUUCCUCUAAAAACUGCUGUCAGCCCUGAAGGAAGAAACCCUUGUGGCUGCCCAGCAAGAGGCUAAUCAUGAUACACAUCUCCAUUUCAAAUUAAAUCCUCCAGCAGAAAAGAAGUGUAGGGGAAGAGGGGCAGUAACAAAACCAGCUCUGUGUGGUUGUGGAUACGUGUAGGUGUGCACACACUUUUUUGUGACGUGGCUACAUUGCACUUCUCUGGGUCUUGCUGAGCUGUUCCAGGUGAUGAAAGCAAAAUACCAGUGAGAAAGUAAAAAUAAUGAGGAGUAAUAAAGCUGCAAGUGGAAAUCAGUAGGGAGAUAGAAAAGUUUUUUCUAUGAAAGCACAAAAUCUCGCAUCAGGUUUCUUUCUGCCCAGCCUUUCUGAUCUGGGUGAUUUGUAUGGGUUCACAAAUGCAUUUGACACCACAGGAGUGUGCAACUGGGGGGAAAAAUUUCCACACAGAGGAUCGUAAGAGAACAACUGCAUCACCACCUUGAUGUUUCAAUGUUGUGACAGGUUAAAAAAAAACCAAAAAACAAAAGUAAAUUAGAAACACACUUUUGCUGCUGGGAUUGCAAUCAAUUUAUUCUGUAGGUCCCCUGUCUGUAAUCUUGGAAAUUUUUGCUUUAAAUCUCAGUCGAUCCAUUCUCAUUAAAUUAAGUAAUCUAAAUAUCUCACAUAAGUGAUGAAUAUUUCUACUUCUUUGCCAUGAAAACUAUCCAAAGCACAGGACUUUAAUGUUCAUGUCACUGAAAACAAUUUAAUUCUUCCGUAAUGUCAUUGACCUUACCUGUCCAAGGCAGGUGUGAGAUUUUUCUAAGAAAGAAGUAAAAAA
This is a messenger RNA of Neopelma chrysocephalum (saffron-crested tyrant-manakin), 6247 nucleotides long. It is a transcript of the gene SYNE3, whose product is annotated as spectrin repeat containing nuclear envelope family member 3. The transcript has 18 exons. Gene Ontology annotation, biological process: nuclear migration. Lineage: Eukaryota; Metazoa; Chordata; Aves; Passeriformes; Pipridae. The record is from RefSeq and is a predicted model, not a curated record. Gene Ontology annotation, molecular function: actin filament binding. The coding region runs from base 116 to 3058 and encodes 980 amino acids. Gene Ontology annotation, cellular component: nuclear outer membrane; cytoplasm; meiotic nuclear membrane microtubule tethering complex.